AUGACGGGUAGUACAGAGGCACAGGCACUGGAAGCAGCUAAGAUUAUUCUGCAAGUUGUUUGUGCUGUUGCCAUAGUUACCAACCUCCUCGUGGUGGUAGUCUUGGCAACAACCAAGACGCUACGCGUUAAGUACUACGGUCUUAUCUUCAACCUCGCUAUCACGGAUAUUAUCACUUCCAUCGUGGCGAUCCUAUUCCAGCACGUGCCGCAUCCCGUGGUGCUUUCCCUGACAGGGAUCUGCUUUCUCAACGAGGGGCUGAAUAUCUUAGCCGUGGCGGUGAACCGGCUCCUGGCGUUGAGUAUCAACCCGCCGGCGCGUUAUGACGCCAUUGCGACGAGCGGUCGCAUGGCUGUAGUCUGUCUGCUGAUGUGGGGUCUGGCUUUUGCCUUGACCUUUCCAUUCGAGUAUCUGACUGAGAAUGACAUCGGCCGCCUCGUCACGCCUAUCAUCGUUGUCAUCAUUGUGCUGCUCACAACAGUCGUCUACGUCAUGGUGUUCCGUAAGAUCGCCCAGUACGGGCUGUCGCUGAGGGCGCCCUUGCCUGAUGAGGCGGAAACGCGCAUGCGUCGAGACCGACACCUGAUGGUCACCUUCACCGUGAUCCUGGCGGCGUUUGCCAUAUGCUGGAUUCCAAAUAUCGUCGCUAAUUUGAUCACUCAUUUCAGUGGUGAGGAAUUCUGGUCCGGGCAGGCGGUCAGCUUUCGAGUGUUUUUCAAAAGCAGUGUGGUCAUUUUGGCGUCCAAUGCCGCCAUUAACCCGGUCAUUUACUGGGGCCGCAUGGAAGAGUUCCGCAGAGGCUUAAAAAGGUUGUUCUUUUGUGCGUGUGGAAAGCAGGCAACGGCUGUUGAUAAUACUGAAACAUAUGUCGAGUCUACGUUAUGA
This is a messenger RNA of Patiria miniata (bat star), 885 nucleotides long. RefSeq names its product lysophosphatidic acid receptor 2-like. The transcript has a single exon. The coding region runs from base 1 to 885 and encodes 294 amino acids. Gene Ontology annotation, cellular component: membrane. Lineage: Eukaryota; Metazoa; Echinodermata; Asteroidea; Valvatida; Asterinidae. Gene Ontology annotation, biological process: G protein-coupled receptor signaling pathway. The record is from RefSeq and is a predicted model, not a curated record. Gene Ontology annotation, molecular function: G protein-coupled receptor activity.